This is a messenger RNA of Sciurus carolinensis (gray squirrel), 2770 nucleotides long. It is a transcript of the gene Uri1, whose product is annotated as URI1 prefoldin like chaperone. The transcript is spliced from 11 exons. Bases 337 to 1917 code for a protein of 526 amino acids. Gene Ontology annotation, biological process: negative regulation of transcription by RNA polymerase II; negative regulation of phosphatase activity. The record is from RefSeq and is a predicted model, not a curated record. Lineage: Eukaryota; Metazoa; Chordata; Mammalia; Rodentia; Sciuridae. Gene Ontology annotation, molecular function: phosphatase inhibitor activity; transcription corepressor activity; chromatin binding.
GCGGGGGAGGUGCGGAGGAGGCGCGGCCGCCACGGGACGCCUGGCUGGGCCCGGCCACCAAAGAGUCGUCUUCCGCUCACGGCUGCGGGCCUGCUGCUCCCAGCCCGCGGCGGCGGCGGUAGCGGGCGGCAUGCGUGUGUGAGAUGUGGCCGCGGGUAGCCCGGACGCGAGCAGCGGCCCCCGCGACAGCGGCGAAGACAAGCGCGGCCUCCUCAGCGGCGGGCGCGCAGUGCAUGACGGCGAGCACGAGGGCCCUGGGCAGCAGCCGGCCACGCCGCCUCCAUAAACACUUGUUUAGGACUCGUUCGCCCCGUUGAGGCCCCCGGUGCCCCGGUCAUGCAGGCCCCGUCCGACUCCGAACCCCACGCUUCGGCCUCGGCCGCGGCGCCGUUGCGCGCCCCGGAGGUGGCGCGGCUCCGGGAGGAGCAGGAAAAGGUGGUCACUAACUGCCAAGAGAAAAUCCAGCACUGGAAGAAGGUAGAUAAUGACUAUAAUGCCCUUCAAGAAAGACUCAGUACUUUGCCUGAUAAGUUGUCUUAUAAUAUCAUGGUUCCAUUUGGCCCCUUUGCCUUCAUGCCAGGAAAACUUGUUCAUACUAAUGAAGUCACUGUUUUACUUGGGGACAACUGGUUUGCAAAAUGCUCAGCAAAGCAGGCUGUAGGUUUAGUUGAACACCGGAAAGAACAUGUAAGAAAAACAAUAGAUGAUUUAAAAAAAGUGAUGAAAAAUUUUGAAUCCAGAGUUGAAUUCACAGAAGAUUUGCAGAAAAUGAGUGAUGCUGCAGGUGAUAUUGUUGAUAUAAGAGAAGAAAUUAAAAGUGACUUUGAAUUUAAAGCCAAACAACGAAUUGCUCAUAAACCUCAUUCCAAACCAAAAACUUCAAAUAUUUUUGAAGCGAAUUUUGCAAAUGAAGUAAAAUCUGGGGAUUUGCUUGCUGAUAAGAAACUGUGGGCUCGACUUGAAGAACUAGAGAGACAAGAAGAAUUGCUGGGUGAACUUGAUAGUAAAUCUGAUACCAUGAUUGUAAAUGGAGAAGAUACAACCUCUUCUGAAGAGGAAAAGGAAGAUCAAAACACAAAUGUGAAUGUAAAACAUCAAAAAACAAACUCCCUUACUCCCACCAGUUGUCAUAAGGAUGUUAUACAUUCAGAACUAUUCAAUGGUCAAGUGAAUAGUCAGUUGAACUGUUCAGUAAAUGGUUCAAAUUCUUGUCACAGUAAUGAAGAUGAUGAUGAUGACAACAGUGAUGAUGGCGAUAAUGAAAAUGACCAUAAUGCUUUAGGGAUUGGAGAUAAUUGUGUGCCAACAAUAUACUUUUCUCAUACUGUUGAACCUAAGAGGGUUCGAAUAAAUACUGGGAAAAAUACCACUUUAAAAUUCAGUGAAAAGAAAGAAGAAGCCAAACGUAAACGAAAGAACAGCUCUGGAAGUGGUCAUUCUACCCAAGAGCUGCCUACAAUCAGGACUCCUGCUGACAUUUACAGAGUCUUUGUUGAUGUUGUGAAUGGAGAAUAUGUUCCUCGUAAAUCUAUCCUGAAGUCUCGAAGCAGAGAAAACAGUGUUUGUAGUGAUACCAGUGAAAGCAGUGCUGCUGAGUUUGAUGAUAGGCGGGGAGUUUUGAGGAGCAUUAGCUGUGAAGAAGCCACUUGCAGUGACACCAGCGAGAGUAUUUUAGAAGAGGAACCACAGCAAGAAAAUCAUCAAAAGAAACUUUUGCCAUUAUCAGGAACACCUGAGGCUUUUUCUGGAACUGUAAUAGAAAAAGAAUUUUUAUCCUCUUUAACACCACACCCAGCCAUUGCUCAUCCUGUACUACCCACCAUUCCAGAACGAAAAGAAAUUCUGUCAGAAGUAUCAGAAGAAACUGCAAAAAGGGUUUCAAAGUUCAAAGCUUCCAGAUUGCAACAGAAAAACUAGGAAAUGAGAGUUUACACCCUAAAACCUAGUUGUGCAUUUUUAGAAUGUAUAAGCAAAAUAUGUUACAUGUAGUUUGAAAUAAGGCAUCCUGAGUUAGUUUGGUAGCAAUUUCUCUUAUUCUUAUCAAUGAAAAUCAAAGUAAAUGUUUGAAUAUUUUAAUAUUCAGCUUGUUUUGUUAAAUCUCUGACUACUAAGUUGGCCAUACAAUGCAGUGGUAGUAUUUUGAGUUAUUUUUCAAAGAACACAGUUCGUAUGCAUUGCUUUGUGUUUUAAACUAAAUACAGGCAGUUUUGUACCAGCUGUGAAGUUGUGUGUACCAUAUGGACCAUUUUAAAGAAUCUUUUAAGAUUUCAGAUAGAUUCAACAAUUAUAUUACAUGCUUUUGCAUUUUAAAGGCACUUUAAAAAAAUCUACUUCCCUUGUAGGUUUUGUAGCUAGGUGGCUAUCAAACAAAAAAGAAAAACAAAUAAACAAAAAACCUUUCCCCUUUGAAUGUCAUACUGUACUCUUUAAGGUAGAAAGCUACUUGUACCCCAUGGGAAAGUUUCUUUGACUGGAAGAAUGAUAUUUUGUAAAUCAGUUUUUUCAAGUAAAAAUUUUAUGGAACUUGGUCUCUAAAAUGUUGCAACCUCUAUUAUUUAGAACUGAGUAUGGAAAUGUCUUUGAUUCCUAUAUGUAUAUACCACACAACAGAUUCUUGAAUUCUCAAAAUUCCAUAGGAAUUCCUUCUCCCCCUUCUGUAUAGUUUUCACUGGGAUUAUCCUUUGGGAGAGAAGGAAAGUUUGUUGAGAUGCUUUAAAAAAAAAAAAAAUGAAUGAAUUUUUCAAAUAAAAAUUUCUUAUGUUUUAAUCUU